Molecule: messenger RNA, 1138 nt
Organism: Haliotis rubra (blacklip abalone)
Lineage: Eukaryota; Metazoa; Mollusca; Gastropoda; Lepetellida; Haliotidae
Exons: 11
Coding region: 137-898 (253 amino acids)
Source: RefSeq, a predicted model, not a curated record
UGUCUCUGAUAAUGAAUGACAGAUUCAGAAGUCACAUAAUAGUGGAAUAGCAUCUCCAGCUUCUGUGUGUACACGUUUGUGACAGGUGUCGAAUAGUUUCACAACCUGUACAGAAGACGACGAAGCAAGUCCAACGAUGCCUGGAGAACAGAGCCUGAAGGCUGCAGUAGAGCCUGCUGUAGAUACGGGAGAGCUCCAUCUGAAGAAGACUGUAUUCCUGGCAUACACAGAUGUGGCAGCGGUUGGCAGUCGUGCCCUACUUGGAAUCAAUAUGCGCAAAGAGUACUACAGCCUUGACGUUCCUGAGAUAGCCAAUUGUAGACCAGCAUGCGUACGAGAUGUGGCCCCUGAAGCUACUGAACAAGACUUCCAGUCAGUCCAAAUCCUCAACUGUAAAUAUGAACAGGAUGCUGAGGAGUUCUCUGUGGUAGUGGUCAACACUCACCUGCCUGGUGACAAGUGCCACUAUGUUGCAAGAAAAAUAAUGAACCUCUGUAUAGAAGGUAAUGUGGAGAAGAUAAUACUCCUGACCAGCCUCCAUGUUGACAUAGAACACAACCCAGACCAUCCCAUGCUGGAGAAUACAUUCAACACAUCACCAGUGACGUCGCAUCCCUCUCUUCCCUGUUGUACAAAGAUCUGCGAUCCAUUCCUCUGUACCAUGAUACAGAUGAUACAGAUCGAGGGGAUGGCCUGUAACUGUCUCAUCAUUCCUGGAUACCGGGUCUCAUCAGGGAAAGCCAACACUGAGGACGGAACUCACCAGAUGAUCUGUCUGUUCCAACAAACACUAGAGGACCUCACGAACCUCCGCUUUGACAGACAGCUGAGUCUAAAUAUGCUGUAUCGAGAUUCCCCUGACAACGAAGACGACAUGGUUUCCCUGAUGUAUGUCUGAAUGCUGUUGCAUUAUGGAGCAAUUGAUACUGAUGAUGAUGAUGAGCACUGGCUGAAACCAGUCUGCACAGCAAAGUGGCUGCAUGUAUUCAUGGAGGGAAGAACAAGAUGGACACAAAAUUUGUAAAGUGGAUGAGUACAGCAGGAGCUAUUUCAAAUGAUCACAGACUUCGUCAUGGAAGAUUCAAACAGAUGCGACAGUUAUGAAGGGCAGAUAAACGAUAUAAAUAUUUAACAUUUA